Messenger RNA from Gamsiella multidivaricata, 918 nucleotides. RefSeq lists its product as uncharacterized. The coding region runs from base 1 to 918 and encodes 305 amino acids. The record is from RefSeq and is a predicted model, not a curated record. Lineage: Eukaryota; Fungi; Mortierellomycota; Mortierellomycetes; Mortierellales; Mortierellaceae. The transcript has 3 exons.
AUGGCAAAGUGCGUUCACUGCGGCCGGAUUCACACUCGCAACGGCCCUCCUUGCAAGAGACCGGUCAAAAGACCCAGGCACGACGCGGGCCCUGAGAACGGCGAUGACGCCAAGGUGGAAGGCCGUAUCUCGAGCAGCACGAAGAAAUUAAUAGCUAAGGGUUCAUUCAUGGUCCGCACCAAACGAUCGCAAGAGACCGAUUUCAUCUUUGAUGCGUACUCAAGCUCCAAGUCAUCAGAUGAAGAUGAGAGGACGCUUGCCAAGCGACCUCGGGUUGGCGAGAUCAAGGCCAUGGAGAUACAGACCGAGAUGCCCAGCGACGAGCUAACCCAGGUCAUGCAGCCCAGUGUCGAGGAAAUUGAUUCCAGUCCUCAACCCGCCUCUCCCACUCUGUCACCGCUGGAUGCCGCUCAGCUGCAUGCGUGGGCCGUGCCCCCAAGGGAGGGACCUGUCCCUUUGAUGAUGGUAUGCAGCCCAGAGAACGCCAAAAUCCACGAUUGUGCAAGGUGUCUCAUGCCAGCGCCUUGCGAAUCGUGGGAGCGUAAUCUCCAGAUGUAUCACCGUAUUGGAGGGACUCCGGUUGAUAGAGGUGUGGAGUUUUUAACCAUAAGCUCAAUGAGAGCGAAAGCUCUAUGCACUCCUUCUUCGCCUGAGGAUCGCUUCAUGAAGUCCAUAUUCAAGUCGGGUCCUGAGAAAAACCCAUCCUUCAUCAUCAAGAUCCCUGCAACACCUGAACCUCCGCCUCCUGCCAAGGUUACUCUGCUGCCUCCUCUGAAUAAUUCUGCCUCCUCGGGUUCUGCCAUCAGCCUCGACGCAUGUGCGACUCAAAUAUUCAACCUUUUUAUGGAUUCAGCGUCGAUACCAAGCGACUUUCGCUUUUUUCGAAAGCAGGUGGACCCAAUUUCAGAUGACAUAUAA